CUCGUCUAAAAAGUACGUUUUCUCGAGGUCUGCAAAGUAGGCCUCCGUGGCAGCGAUGACCUCCUCGUUCGACUGAAAUUUCUGCCCGGCGAGUGACUUUUUCAAGUUUGGAAACAAAAAGAAGUCGCACGCCAAAUCUGGAGAAUACGGUGGAUGGGGCAGCAGCUCGUAGCCCAAUUCGACCAAUUUGUCGAAUCACCGACCGAUAUUGCUCUUUUUCCAUUUUUCUAAAAUCCGCGGACACGCCCGCUUCCACACGCGGUCAAAACAAAACUACGAGUCCGAUUCGGCUGAAAUUUUGACAGUAGCCGUCUACGAGAAUGUACUACACGUUAGUAAAUUUCUCUUGCGAUAGUGGCUCCAUCGGGCGUUGAGUACUUAUCGGACCGCCCUCGUACAUACAAAACAUACAAUUUUCUAUUUAUUAUAUUUUCAUGCAAAUAUUUAGGUAAGAUGGAAGAUGAAUUGAUAUUUAUCAUUGCAAUGCAAAUAUUGUGCUAGCAUUAUAUAUUGCAUGGAAAGUGGAAAAAACAAGAGAAAUCGACGAUGUGGUGUGUACGCCCUAUAAAUCAGAGGCAUUCAUAGUAUAAUGACUUUUCCACUCUGUUUUUGAAAUUAAAAGAAGACCCAAAUCUCUUUUUUCGUAUACAAGAAUGGAUGUGCCUACAUUUUAUGAAUUUCUUCGACUGGUAGGACCACAUUUGAGAAAAAACAGUAUAAGACCAUCAAUAUGUCCAGAACAGCGUUUUGCUAUAACAUUGAGUUUACAGAGUCGGAGAUCUACUGCUCAUAUGAUUGUGAAAGAAACAUGCUCCGUUAUAGCAAAAGUUUUAAUGCUGAUCUAUUUGAAACCUCCGACAGAAGUCGAAUGGAAAGAGAUCUGUACAGAUUUUUUAAAUUUGUGGAAUUUACCAAAUUGUGUUGAAGCAAUAGAUGGCAAGCACAUAAUGAUUCAGGCACUUCCAAACUCUGGAUCUAUGUACUUUAAUUAUAAGAAGACACUUAGUCUCGUAUUGAUGGCCGCUUGUAAUGCCAGAUAUAGAUUUAUGCUUUUUGAUGUAGAUGCUUAUGGCAGCGAUAGCGAGGGGGGAAUUCUAUCAAGAUCGACCUUUGGAAAAGCAUUAUAUAAACAUUGAACUUGAAAAAGGAACAGCUCAUCUUCCAGGAAGGAAUCAAGAAACAUCUUGCUACAUUUUGUUGCCUACGAAGCCUUUCAAACGUCUAUCAACAUAAUGCGACCUUAUCCAGGCAGAUUUUUAAAUGAUCAAAAAAGAAUUUUCAACUAUCACUUAUCACAGGCCAGAAGAACGAUAGAAAAUAUCUUUGGAAUUCUUUUAGCUAGAUAGAGGAUAUUUCUAAGAUGAAUUUAUGCUAGCCCAUGUUGUUGGCAAAUAUGUACUAGCAGCAAUGUGCUUGCACGAUUUUCUAAUAACAAAAAACGAUCAGCAAGCAUUAAAAAUAUUGUCAAUUCACAGAUAGAGAAAAAGAUAUUGAAAAAGGAAAAAUAAUCGAAGGAGAAUGGCGAUAACAAUCGCAAAGUGAUCAUAUAAGACACAUCGGAAAAUGCGGAGCACAUCGAGCUACGAAAGAUGCUUAUAUAAUGCGAGAUACUCUGUCUCUUCAUGACACCUGCUGGCCAAGUUCCAUGGCAGUUCGAAUAUAUA
This is a messenger RNA of Acromyrmex echinatior (Panamanian leafcutter ant), 1664 nucleotides long. RefSeq lists its product as uncharacterized. NCBI's taxonomy places the organism in Eukaryota, Metazoa, Arthropoda, Insecta, Hymenoptera, Formicidae. The record is from RefSeq and is a predicted model, not a curated record.